UGAAGAAAAUUGCUAGAAUGUGUCUUCAGGCUGUUUAUUUCCAAAAGGGGUAUCCGCCAGUGUUAGGAUAGAGACAGGUCUGGUCUAAUUUGCAGUGUUUCUGACCAAGAUGAUUGACUUUCAUGCAUGUGCAGAGUAUGUGGUGGAGUGGGCUGCCAAAGACCCCUACGGUUUCCUCACCACUGUCAUCCUGGCCCUUACACCACUUUUCAUUGCCAGCUCCCUUCUGUCCUGGAAACUGGCCAAGAUGAUUGAGGUUCGUGACCGGGAACAAAAGAAGAAGCAGAAACGUCAGGAAAACAUAGCCAAAGCAAAGAGGACCAAGAAAGACUGAGUCUGCGAGGGCAGGAAAGAGGGCAUUUAAUAGGAGGAGCAACCACCUUGCCAAAUAAACCUCCUUAUUCCAAAUCAUGACACGGUGCCCUUCCUCGUCCCAGCCCUAUCGACAGCACAGGGCCACCACUUCUAAUGUCCUAAAUGGAGAAAGGGACACUGGCCCCACAGGCCUAAUAGUGCUGAGACAGACAGUGCUGCCCAGAGACUUGUCCUGGUGGGACUCUGGUCAGCAAGAGCACAGUGGUCAUCCGUACCAUGGUUUUUAUACAGAGAUCUGCAGAUUCAAUUAUACAGCUGUUGCUGAACUUUGCAUUCCAAAAUUAGCAUUGUGCUAACCUGAAAAUGUAAUAAGUGUACUGGAACUAUUAUUUUCAUGUCACCUGCAAAGGAUCCAAAUCAACCUUUUAUUGAAUAAAGUUUUCAUGGUUGAUAGAUCCAUCCAUCCAUCCAUUUUCAUCCAUUUUCAUCCGCUUAUCUGUUACCGGGUCGCGGGGGCAGCAGUUGCCACCCAAAUCACACUGCACCGUACCAACCGCCCUAAACCUUCCUGCGGGUGGUGAGUCCACUGGAAGGUACCAACCAGCCACCUGGUUGAUAGAUACAAAAAUUAAUUAUUUUCUUUUUUUUAGUAUUUAGCAUUAGAAGAUCUUGAAACUAUGUUCAAUUGUUCCACUUUAAAACUAUUCUGCGAUGUUUUAUUAUACUUGUACUCAAGCACUACACUAAACCAGGGCUUUUAUUGCACUGUUCAGCAGUUUGUAUAAAAAAAUUAACAGCAUGAGCACAAGUCAUGAGAGGCACUAAAUGACAACAGAUGUAAAAGAUCAACUUGUUGCCAAAGGUGACAUUAAAUAUUGAUUGGAGGGAGAGAGGAUUUCUCUCCCCUGGUUUUACUGUUCCAUCAGUUUAUUGGUUUAAAAAUUUACUACGUUCACUAACUGUUGUAAAAUAAUUAACCAUUCAGAGGUCCAGAGGGAUGAAUAGGUUUUAUAGGCACAGUAUCUUGCACUUUCCAUGGUGUAAAGACAAUCAACAGUUAAGACCGAUAAUCCUAAAUACAGACUGUCAAACAAAUGCACAUUUCAGCUCUUUCAUUCCCCCCUUCCUUCCCCGUUGCCCUUGAUUAAUCUCAGGAUGCACUGUGCUGCCGUCUCCUGACGGCUUUAGCAUUGCAGCAUGAGCACGUUCUCAGCUGCAGGAUCCCACUGCACUGCUUUUUUAGCAGGUUCUCAAGCUGUUACCUCAGCUGAUGGAGCUUCACACGGCUGCCAAUUACUUUACUUUAGCAUUGUUAGCAUUUGGAUCUACAGGCACUGGCGGCACCUUCAAGUUACUGCAAGUACAAACAAAAGAAUGAUGGUGAACAUCUGUCUCCAUCUCGCCCACUCUCUGCUGCCUCCUCUGCAGUUGCUGCGUCCGUUUGUUUGUCUUUCUACACAUUGUUCACAAGGCUUUUCUGUUUAUAUCUUUUUUUUCUGCCUAGUAUCUCCAAUAACCUUUGUCCAUUGUCUCCCCUCGACAUGUUUCCAAAGCCUAAUUUUUUUCUACAAACUGCUCAAUAUUAUCGUCCUCUGCUUUUUUUCAUUGCUAGAUUUACUCACAUUGGUCACGCUGCUGCCAACUCCACCUCCAGUUCAGCUUCCAAACCAUACACCAUAGCAUAUCUCACAAAAGCCAUGGUUGUACAUUUUAUUUAAAUUGAGUUUAAAAGGUUCUGUUAGGCAACUGGACGUGGAUUUUCUAAAAGAAGACGUUUCACCUCUCAUCCAAGAGGCUUCUU
Molecule: messenger RNA, 2116 nt
Organism: Cynoglossus semilaevis (tongue sole)
Lineage: Eukaryota; Metazoa; Chordata; Actinopteri; Pleuronectiformes; Cynoglossidae
Product: small integral membrane protein 15-like
Exons: 2
Coding region: 110-334 (74 amino acids)
Source: RefSeq, a predicted model, not a curated record